AUGACUGCUACAGCCAUAUCAAUAAUUACUAUUAGUGACACUUGCUCAAAGGAUGCAUCUAGUGAUACAUCAGGCCCAACUCUUGUUCAACUAACUAGAGAAAUGUUUCCUCAAUCUUUAAUACGCACCACUGUAAUACCUGAUGAAAGAGAAGUUAUAGAAGCAAUGAUCAAAGAGUAUUGUGGAAUGGAUGUUGAUUUAAUUAUUACUACUGGAGGAACAGGUUUGAGUAGUAGAGAUGUAACACCAGAGGCAACGAAAGCAGUGAUAGAACGAGAAGUUCCAGCAAUAACCGUUGCUUUAACAACUGAAAGCCUUAAAAAGACUCCAAUGGCUAUGUUGUCUCGUUCAGUUGCCGGUAUAAGAGAUAAAACACUUAUAAUAAAUUUCCCAGGUAGUAAAAAGGCUGUGAUUGAAUGUUUUGAAAUUGUCCGGCCUAUACUAAACCAUGCAAUAGCAAUAAUUAAGAAUGAAAUUACUAAAGUGAAAUCUGUUCACAAUUCAAUGCAAUUAGAUCAUGUUUGUUCACAUAAAAAAUUUAGUAGCAAUGUUGAUCUGUCAAAGGUGGCUUUGAGACCUAGAGAAUCUCCAUAUCCCAUGCUACAGAUGGCUGAAGCAUUCAAAGUUAUAGAUUCUGUAAUGAAAGAGUGGGAGAAAUCUUUAGAACAAGUUAAAAUUGAAGACAGUAUGGGUUGCAUUGUUGGUGAACCUUUAUUUGCUAAAGAACCUAUGCCACCUUUUCCUGCUUCUAUUAAGGAUGGUUACGCAUGUCUAAGUUCUGACGGAGCUGGUGUGAGACGCGUUCGUACCGUAGUGAGGGCAGGCGAAACAUCCGAAGCGCCACUAGAACCUGGUGAAUGCGUCCGUAUCAAUACCGGAGCUCCACUGCCUCCCGGUGCCGAUUGCGUAGUACAGGUUGAGGAUACAAAGCUCAUUUCCGCUUCGCCGGAUAAUAAAACUGAGUUAGAAGUAGAAAUCAUUAAAGCACCAAAAGCGCAGCAAGAUGUGCGCCCGAUCGGUUUUGAUGUAGCUUUAGGUGCUGAACUCGUUGGUGAAGGUGCGGUCGUAGAUGCUGCGGUUAUCGGCAUAUUGGCUGGAGCGGGAUAUCAGCAUGUGAGAGUCAGAACAAAACCUACGGUGGCAAUAUUAUCAACGGGGAACGAGCUACAGGACCCUUCUGAGGCGACUUUGAAACCGGCGCAUAUUCGCGAUUCUAAUCAGAUGAUGCUAAAGGCGCUUCUCAAAGAGAACGGCUAUCCCAGCGUGUGUAUGGGCGUUGCUCGGGACGAGGCGAGCGAGUUGGCGACGAGCCUGUCCGACGCGUUCAAACGCGCGGAUGUGGUCGUCUGCACGGGGGGCGUGUCAAUGGGCGAGAAGGACCUUCUUAAGCCCGUACUGCUUCAGGACUUUGGGGCGACACUUCAUUUCGGACGAGUGUGCAUGAAGCCCGGCAAGCCGAGCACAUUUGCUAGUUGCCAGUUUCAAGGAAGGACGAAGUACAUAUUUGCUUUGCCCGGCAACCCAGUGUCGGCGUAUGUGUGUUGCCUGCUAUUUGUGAUACGAGCGCUGCGUAUUUGUGAAGGUCGUAGAAGCGAUUUCCCGCGCAUGCGCGUGCGUCUUAACAAUUCCUUCCCAUUGGACCCGCGACCGGAGUAUGUGAGAGCAGUGCUGAGAUUUACUGAAGACGACCUACCUCAUGCUGAAGUUCUUGGUAACCAGUGCAGCAGUCGAUUGCUUAGUGCUUGCGGGGCCAGCGUUCUCUUAGAACUACCUCCUGCCAGUGACAACCUAGAUUGCCUCCCUGCUGGGCAUGUGUUGCCAGCUAUUAUCACUGGACGUUUGGAACAUUAA
Molecule: messenger RNA, 1851 nt
Organism: Parnassius mnemosyne (clouded apollo)
Lineage: Eukaryota; Metazoa; Arthropoda; Insecta; Lepidoptera; Papilionidae
Source: the annotation of a GenBank genome assembly